AUGUUAUUUAUCACAUAUGAGCUCAUUCAGGCGGCUUUCAAUGCAUGGUCUUCCAUCCUUACUUCUGUCUUUCAAGAAGGUACUCAUGGACAGGAAAGAAAUUCUGUCAACAAACCAGAACUCGUCACAUCGGAAUGGAUUAAAACAACUGUAUUGCACUUGAAUUCUCUAGUUUCUAAAACUAUUGAUAGCAUCAUCCAUGUUCAUUUGGAGUUAGAUGUUAACAAAAAUAUUCGAUUGUCUACUGCCUUUGCUCGUUGGUUAGGUGUUUUGUUACUGAAAUGUCAUCGACUUAUCAAUCUUGAAGACAGUCAAAAUCUGAGAUAUACUGUAGUUUCUGGUCUGCUGACAUUAGCAGCUUCACAAUCGUCACCAAGUGUAUCAGUUACAAAGGAAGAUUCCAAAGAAGGUAGCUUUCUAGCUCAAAAGAUUUUAAGCGAAUAUACUACACUCAACAAUGUGAAUACAAACUCAAUUAUGGAUACAAAAUCACUUUCAAACCUUUUUGGUCAUAAAUUAAUCAGAAAAGUUGCUUUUGAUUCUCUGACGGAACAGACUAAUUGCCUUAUGAAUCAAUUAUUUAGCCUAUUAGAUGAAUCACAGUUGCAAAAACGGUGUAGAACAAUCCUCGGGCAUUUAAAUGUGCUUGAUCCAGAAGAUAUUCGUACUUUUGUUCAUUCAUCGGAAUCCUUUCAGCAUUUUUGUUUUGCUUUGGCCAAAUUUUUAACAUUCGAUUUAACUUCUGUGGAAUUAAAUGAGCAUAGUUAUUUAUUACCAUUGAAUUAUUCUUCUAACAGUUCAGGUAACAAUAUGCAAAAUAGUACCAUUAUACGACCAUCGAAUUUAUUUCGGAAACCAUUUCAAUAUUUUCGUGACAAUUCAACACUGUUACUGAUUCAAGCGAUAACUGGGAAAUUAGCCUCUCAAAGAGAAACAAUUGACUUGUUUCUGGAUACAUGUCGUGAUAUUAUGGAUACAAAUGAUCAUUCUUUUCAUGCUUCUUGCCUUUUACUUAUUGUCUAUGGUAUUGCGGGUUAUAUGAUCAAUGAUAAUAUAUCACUAAGCGAACGUAAAACCGUUUGCCUAAGCUUUAUGAGCCUAUACUUUGAUUCAGAGAUAUUAAAACUGCCUACUGAUUUAUUAUAUGAAAAUACUGACAACACUGUUGAAAAUAACAAUGUGGAUAUCUCCAAACAAAAUACCACGUAUAAAUCAUGGCCGGCUAUAGAAUCUGUAAAGAAUGAAGAUAUUCCAAAGUCUACAGAGGAAAAUCAAUUGAAAGAUAUUAAAAUAAAUUCGAUAUCUAUAUGUUUGUUACUAGAAAUGUUUUGUACUAUAUCACAGAUAAAUCUUUUACCAAUGAAGACAAAUUCAUCUAAGUAUAAUCUGGAAGAUGAACACUUUAAUGAAUGUUUACGUAUUGGUUUAUUGCCAACUGUAUCAUUGUUUCCACGUAACGAUUUAAUUGGUCAGACAGCGCGAGUUUGUUUAAAUCAAGUAGCAGUUAACUGUAAAUAUUCAAAUUUAAACGAACUCAUCACAGACAAUGCAGAUUGUCUAGUUUCCAAUAUAACGCUAGAUCUACAUCGUGUCAAUGUUUUGACAAUAUCAUCAAAUGCCAUCAGCUUAUCAUCUGGAAGAAGAGAUGAAACUCAACAAUUUCUACUAUCAGCUUGUAAUGCUACAAAUACUUUAUUUGAAUAUUGUACAAUUGAUGUUUUGCCAAUUUUGAAACCAAUGGUUACAAAGAUGCUUUCAUCUUUGGAUCUUACCUAUGAAUACACUACUGAACUGUUUCUUCCACCAUUCGCUCAAUUAAUGCAAACUUGCCGUAAAUGGAGUUGGCUGUUAGCAGGCCGGUGUAUAGACGAAAUGAAUGAUAACGUUUCAAUGGAUAAAUCGAACGUACAAAGUGAUCAGGUAAAUAACUCCUGUCAGUAUAAUAAUAAUGAAUCAAUAUUAUCCAGUAUAUACCAGAAAACAUUAGACCUGAUAUCUGAGACUCGUCGUCUCCAUCAUAUUGAAUCGAAUGGCGAUGAUGAUGAUGUUAGUCAGGAGAAGUCAAACAACAAGGAAAAUACCAACAGAAUAUAUGACUAUGAAAAGCAAUCAAGCAAUCAUGUGGAUAAUGAAGGCGAUGAAAAUAAAAAUCAUACAUUUCCUGAUCAUUUACAAAUAGUUGAAGAAGUUAUAUUACGAUGCAUACAUCUAAUGUCUGACGGAAAUCCCAGACUGCGCAUACUUUCAAUGAAUGUUAUUAAAGAGGGUUGUUUAGCUUUAGAAAGUGAAACUGAAUUAUUACUCCCUAUUGUUCAUAAAAUAUGGGCUUCUUUAAUGAUGAGAUUUCGAGAUAGUCAUGCUAUAGUUGUUGAAAAAGCAUUUGACCUCUUAACCAUAUUGUCUAAAGUUGCUGGAAACUUUAUUCGACAACGUGCAUCAUCUGAAAUUAUUCCACCAUUAGUGAUGUUUUUAACACGAAGUGCUUCUAUAAGUGCAUCGUCAUCUAAAUCGUACAAGUACUUGACAUCCCAUCGUGUACAAAAGUAUCUGUUACAUGAGUUAGGAUCACUUUGUAAACAAACUAAUAUAUCGUCUCAGUCAUUACAAUCUGUAAUCAAUGUCCUUGUCAAGUAUUUAGAUGAUUCACAACCAGAAGAACUACAAAAGGCAUCAAUAUUUAGCCUGGAAACCGUAUGGUCUCUUGAUCCUGGAUGUACAUGGACUCUCCUUAUUAGUCAACUUAAUGAUUCCGAGAUACAAAGUCUGUAUUCUGGGAGAUUGAUAAAACCGUUUAAAAUGAUACAAGUCUAUCAUCAGUCACCAGAUUUACAAAAUGGGAAAAAUUUGAAAUUUAAAAAUAUUUCAACUUUUCUUCAUAAAGUUCAUGGAAUCUGCAAUUAA
Molecule: messenger RNA, 2901 nt
Organism: Trichobilharzia szidati
Lineage: Eukaryota; Metazoa; Platyhelminthes; Trematoda; Strigeidida; Schistosomatidae
Source: the annotation of a GenBank genome assembly